AUUCGAAACGCACGUGGUCGUUACAAAACGUUAAUUUAGUCGGAAAGUAUUCGAAAUGAAUUUCAUCAGAAACCGAAUCGAUCAUCCACCAGAUCCACCACCUGUGCCUCAGAUUUAUCGCCACAUCGACUUGCGGCUAAAAUCCAGCCGAACGGCCAGCAGAAGUUUGAACGAGACCCACGCCGGGAAUGAACCGUACGUGAUAUGUACGAUUGCCGAGGGUCGUGGCUACGCCAAUCUGGAAAUCGGAGUAGCCGCAAUUGAUAUAUCGGCACCGGUUCUGCAAAUGUCACAAUUUAGCGAUAACUUUUGGUAUUCGAACAUUCUAACCUCACUCGAAGCUUUCCAGCCGCACGUGAUUUACUUCAGUGAUCACUCACUCAAUACGAGAGCUUCGAAUCUUCCAACCAUGAUCCGAAACCAGCUGCCCAAUGUUCAGAUAAGUGGGGUUCCGAGGGCAUUCUUCAACGAUCGUUGUGCCGAGCGAUACAUGAGCAACUAUUGCAGUUCGAGCUACGAUACGAUCAAGGACGCGAUACGGUGCAAAUACUAUGGAUUGUCCGCCGUAGGGGCACUUUUGCGGAUCUGCUUCGAAAACAACAUCCUGCAGGUUGCGGCUAAAGCUUUGCAGUUUAUGUAUCUCGCGAAAAUUGAUACGCUGAUGAUCGACGGCGAGUGUGUUGGACACUUGGAAUUGAUACGCUCGCUGCAAGAUAAGGAUGGGAAAAAUUCGCUUUUCAAUUUUCUCAAUCACUGCAUAACUGGAGUGGGAAAAAGGCAUUUGCGGGCAAACUUAUUAGAACCAUGCUGUCGGCGAGAUCUGCUGGAAUCGAGAUUGAACACUAUUGAUGAACUUAUCGGCCGAUCUGAUUUGCUUCAAGGGAUUCAGCGUAUUCUCCGUCAGCUUGUUGACAUCGGUGGAUUAACCAAACUAGCAAUCGAUGUAGAUAAGUUGAAUACUACUAAACAAAAUACAAUUCACGUGUUGAAUCAGGCGGUUACUUUGAAGAACGCGCUGGCAUUCAUUCCCGAAUUGAAUGACUUAUUUCAAACUGUGAGCUCAAGCAUUUUGCAAGAUAUGAAACAAAGUUUUUCCAACGAAAGGUAUCAAGAACUCAGAGAAAAGAUCACUUCCGUAAUUGGAUCGGAUAGCGAAGGCGUGCAGCAAACAUCAGACUACAGUAGACUAUUUUUGGUUAAGCAAAAAGUUUCAACCGCCCUGGACAUUCUCCGUGGGCUGUAUUCCGAGGUCAUUGAUGAAAUUCGAGAAUAUGUCGCCACAUUAACUCAAACGCACCGGCUUCCGUUUAAAAUGUCCUCCCGGAAGUCUUGGGGGUUUUAUAUUCAGGUCACCAUCAACGAGGGCAAUUCCGCAUUUCCCUCGCUGUUUAAGGUGCUCAAUCGAUCGGGUUCACGAUUUUCCCUAAGCACCAGUUGGUUGCAGGCUUGUAACGAGCGGAUCAACGGCAUUACUCGAGAAAUUGAACUCGUUAGCUAUGGGGUAAUUCGGCAGUUGAUGGACAACAUUCGAGAGGACAUUGAGAUGGUAUACGUAUUGGUGGCUCAUAUCACAAAUCUAGAUGUGCUUCAGUCGCUAGCCGUCGUGAGUCAGGAAAAGGAUUUCUGCCGACCCAAGUUUGGUAGAUGUACGAAAAUCGUGGGAGCGCGUCACCCUUUACUCGAAUUGUACGGCGAAGGGGUUAAAGUUGUUAAAAAUAACAUUAUAUCGACUCCGGAAUACAACGUAUUCAUAGUCACCGGACCGAAUAUGAGUGGUAAGACGGUUUACAUCAAAACUAUUUGUUUGCUGCAGAUCAUGGCCCAAAUGGGUUGCUAUGUACCUGCGUUAAGGGCCGAAUUUCGCAUAGCAGACCGUUUGAUGGCCAUCUUUGGCGCAGCGGAAAACAUUGAACAAGACGUGUCCCAUUCUACUAGGAUGUCACGAAAACUGGAGGCAAUCGCACAAAGUGUAACAGUCAAUUCACUGGUGGUAAUUGAUGAGAUUUUCAGCGAUACUCAACAUCCAGAUAGCAGCGGACCACGAUGGAAACUGUUGGAAAAUUUGGUCAACUUUGUCGGUUUUCCAGAGAACGAAGCUUGUCAGAGUCUUUCGGCUGUAUCCAGACCUUUUAUCUAUCUCACCACCCAUUGUCAUAAUAUGUUAAGGCCGCUUCAGCACCUAAACAACGUUUCUCAGCUCUGUCUUCAGACAGAAACUCGAACUGUGGAUGGUGUAGAUCGACUUCACUACAAAUACACCGUAUCCGAGGGUAGAACCAGUGUCCGGAACUACGGUAUUGCCCUAGCAAGAGGUCUCCAAAUCCCAGACAGCGUUAUCAAGCGAGCUGAAGAAAUCAACGAGCAACUCAAGGCCCAAGAAAACGGAAAUGUGACCGGUCGUUUCAGAAAUAACACCACAACCAUGGAAGGGUCUUUUUCAACCCAAUCAAAUAUGCGUCACUUCAACAAACGGCUCUACGACCUGUACGCCCAAAUAGCUUGCGUACUGUCAGAUUCCAGUAUUGCAAACAGUCCCAACACUAUACAGAGUCAUCUCAACACUGUUCUUCAGGAAUUCGUCGGGCAGCUUCCGGCAGAUGUUGUGCAGUAUUUGAACGAUACAUCGCUAGAUACUUUGUUGCAGGAGAGCUUGGAAGGGCUUCCCAGGAACACGUUCAUUAUGACUAGCUUGAGUCAAUUCGUAUCAGGAACAAUGAACUCCAGUUCGAAGAAUGAGUCGAGCCAAGGACAGACGAUCCAUUUAAGUGAUGAUGGUGAUGAUGAUGAAGAUAUAAUCUAA
Uranotaenia lowii is the source of this 2800-nucleotide messenger RNA. RefSeq names its product mutS protein homolog 4-like. Bases 56 to 2800 code for a protein of 914 amino acids. Gene Ontology annotation, cellular component: nucleus. The transcript is spliced from 6 exons. Gene Ontology annotation, molecular function: ATP binding; mismatched DNA binding; ATP-dependent DNA damage sensor activity. The record is from RefSeq and is a predicted model, not a curated record. Gene Ontology annotation, biological process: reciprocal meiotic recombination; mismatch repair. NCBI's taxonomy places the organism in Eukaryota, Metazoa, Arthropoda, Insecta, Diptera, Culicidae.